AUGAUACCAAAUCCGCCAACGGACGGCAUAAGUGGCAUCAAAAACAUCACCGAGCUGUCGUCCAACUUGCUGGGAUUGGUGGGAGGUCUGAGCAAACCGCACGCGGCUGAUGAUUUCACCAUCAUCGUUGACCAUUUGAACGACAUUGUCACGGAUAUUGGCAAUGAAGUUGCAGCACUCGGCGCUCCCUUUGCCAUUAGUGACCAGCAAGGCCUCUGCGAUUCCUUCAGUGGCUUUGUCAACGUCACUCAAGAGCUUUUUGGCGUGAUCCUGGAAAAAGAGCCCCUCCUGUCCGAGGUGAACGUGAGCUCCGAUGCUGGAAGUUUCCCCAAUAUCCUGCGCGCCUUGACGAUUCGCGUCUUUCAGCUUGGAUCUAAAAUCAUCACGCUGGCGCCGAGCUGCGCGGAUGAACCCAAGAAGGAACUGGUGGAUUUCGUCGGGGCGGCUAACCAGACGAUUUCAUCGUUUCAGCUCGGCGGUUAA
Molecule: messenger RNA, 483 nt
Organism: Trichoderma aggressivum f. europaeum
Lineage: Eukaryota; Fungi; Ascomycota; Sordariomycetes; Hypocreales; Hypocreaceae
Exons: 3
Coding region: 1-483 (160 amino acids)
Source: RefSeq, a predicted model, not a curated record